Aedes albopictus (Asian tiger mosquito) is the source of this 2279-nucleotide messenger RNA. Its product is annotated as zinc finger protein ZFP2. The record is from RefSeq and is a predicted model, not a curated record. Gene Ontology annotation, molecular function: zinc ion binding. The coding region runs from base 141 to 2228 and encodes 695 amino acids. Gene Ontology annotation, cellular component: nucleus. The transcript is spliced from 3 exons. NCBI's taxonomy places the organism in Eukaryota, Metazoa, Arthropoda, Insecta, Diptera, Culicidae.
UAAGACCCGUCUUGUUGAUUUGUGAAUGUAAACAGAAGCUACCAAUGCUAUCAAAUUUGGUCUAGGUAUGUCGUGUUUUGUUUUAGUUUUUACAAUUUUUAUAAAUAUUUCGUGAAAAAGAGGUCCUCAACCAACCGGGGAUGUCCUGUGUAGUCCCCUUUUGUGAUCCGGAUGGACAAAGUUUCACACUCCGUUUUCCCCGCAAUCAGCUGCUAAUCCAGCGAUGGUGUCAAGCGAUCGAGCUGGGCACGGGCGUAGCACUACCGGACCCACUUGAUCCACUGCUGGCGGAGGUUUGCCAGCAGCACUUUCAAGAGGUGGACGAGUACAGCGAACCCAUCAUUUUCCAGAAUGCGAGCUUGGGCCGACAAGUGCAUCUGGCGAGCUGCCGACUCUGCUUGGAAUUCGAUUACGCUGAGAAGUUUAUUCCGGCCGGUAGUGGAACGACCACCAUUGGCACGAUGGCCAUCGGCGAAGCACUCAAGGCCAUCGGUUGCGGAAUACAACUGACUGGUUCCGACUUCCUGGACAACAUCUGCGAGGAAUGCUUGGUCCGGUUGGAUUUGGCUGUGGCCCUAAGACGGAAGUUUUUCGAGUGUUCCAAGAGCUUUCAGCGGAUGGGACUUUUCAUCAGGGAAGAGAACCGGCUGAGGUACAAGCGAGUGCCCAAGGUUGAGGUGGUGGAGGAGGUAUUACAGGAUGAACAAGUUGGGUCUUCCGAAUUUUUAGUUGCUGUAGAACCACUCGUCAAAGUUGAAACAAAGCCUGAAAUUGAAAUGAUUGAUCUCGAUUUGACUGACAUUGUAGAGGAAGAUGACGAUCAGGAGAUAGAAGAGGAAUAUAUUGAGCAGGACGACGAUUGCAAGGAUGGUUCCGCCCAUGAAGACGUUUCUGUUGAAGCGAAAAACGAAGCCGAUGCAUCCGAUGAGUUGCCCAAAACACAGAAACGAAAACGAGGACGCCCACGUGGUUCCGGGCAGCCUAAUAUGAGUAGAAAAAGGUGUAAACUGAAGGGAUUGACCGAACGAAAAUGUUACAUGUGCGUUCAGCUGUUCGAGACAGCAGAAGAGCUUUUUUCACACAUGGUCGAGCACGUGGAUCACAACCUAACCUGUGAAGCCUGUGAUGAAUCGUUCCCCAACUUGACCAAGUACAAUCGGCACCUGUCCAAGCAUGACCCGGUGGAACGACCGAUAAAGUGUGACCAUUGUGAGCUUCGAUUUACCGAUAGACUGGGAAAAAGACGUCAUGAAAAGUUGAAACACAACGUAGAUCAUGCGGUAACAACGUUUAGUUAUGCCGAUAGGCCGAAAGGAAAGUUUACUUGCCAGCACUGUGGCAAGCAGUGCAUGUCGUUGUCGUUCUUGAAGGAACAUGAAGACGCCCACGCUGGUAUCAAACGACACGAGUGUAAAUCUUGUGGCCGAUUGUUUGCCAACAAGAACAAUCUCGAACGACACCAUCUCAUUCACACUUCGGAAAAGCCGUACAAAUGCGAAGUUUGUGGUAAAGCCUUCCGUCAAUCUCCUAUGUACAAAGAUCACCUUCGGUUACACUCCGGUGAAACGCCCUACGCCUGCAAUGGAUGCGAACUUCGUUUCACAUCUACCACCCUAUUGCGGAAGCACAAAAUACGUCACCACGGUAGUUCGUCUGCUCAGAGUCAAACGGGUCUUGCCUUGGCUCCUCGGGCCCAAAACUGCUGCCGUUUCUGCACCAGCACUUUCAAACGUCACUCAUUGUUGGUGGAACACAUUCAGCGAACCCAUUCAAACGAAGAGGUACAAUUCUUUCAGUGUCAAACGUGCGAACAACGGUUCGUGGAUCAAGCGAUCUUCGAGUCGCACGAGCGAAACCACGAAAAGAACUUUCAGUGUGGCUACUGUGACCGGGCGUUCAGCUCGCUGCAAGCGUUGAAAGCGCACGAACCCAUGCAUGACGGCGUACGGGGCUACACGUGCAAAACGUGCUCGAAAACGUUCAGCCACGUGGCCAACCUGAAGCGGCACGAGCUGCUCCAUCAGGGCAUCAAGAAGCACGAAUGCGACUUCUGCGGUAAACGGUUUGCACAGUCGAAUCAGCUGCACACGCACCGCCGAACGCACACCGGCGAGAAACCGUACGAGUGUCAAAUGUGCGGCAAACGGUUCGCUGACAACAGUACGCUGUGCAAGCAUCGGAAAAGCGUUUGCAAGACGGAUGUAGGUGGACCUGUUGUGGGUACGUAAUCAUGUGUGCAUGUCUUUUGACUAUAUAAAUAUAUAGAUGUUUUAUCGAUA